Molecule: messenger RNA, 6433 nt
Organism: Ruditapes philippinarum (Manila clam)
Lineage: Eukaryota; Metazoa; Mollusca; Bivalvia; Venerida; Veneridae
Product: proprotein convertase subtilisin/kexin type 5-like
Exons: 6
Coding region: 3479-5038 (519 amino acids)
Source: RefSeq, a predicted model, not a curated record
UAAUUAAUACUUUGAACAUGUAGAUUUAUUGAAUACAUGAAAUCUUACUACUUACUUUUAUGCAGAGACUAUCCUCUUAUAUAACACAUUUCCUAUAUAUCUUUCGCAGAUCCAUGUAUGAAAUAAGGAAAAGGGAUAUACUAUAAAAUUGUCGUCAAUUGGACCUUAUAAUUUAAAUCUUCUUUUCAUAAUUGACAUAUCUUGAACAGCCAUACAAACCAUCACGUAAUGCAAGUGUAUGGAAAUGAUUUGCUUAAUAAGAAUAAUAUUGAUGCCUUUUUUAAAUUUCUUCUUUUUCAAAAGUUAAUGUCGAUUUCCAUGUGCUGCUUUAUAUUUGUUUUCGUCUUAAUCUUUGUUAUUGCUCAUGCGUAUAGUUUUUAAACAUGUUUUCGUGUAUACCUUAUAAUGCUUAAAGGAAAGACAGUUUAUAAUGCUGCUGUAACUUGAUGUCCAAGACUUCACAGUUAUUCCAGAAAUUUAUGCUGUUUUCAGGUAUGAAAAAAUGAUAUAAAAAAUGAUAUAAAAUCGAUUAUUUAACAACUUUUUUCAAUAAGUAGAAUAUGUAAGGCAACUUGUCACAAAAAAAUGCUCACCAAAUGUGACAGACUUUAAAAUUGCUUUGACUCAAAAAUAUACACCUUAUUGUCAAUGUAAUAGAUGUUAAACUUCUUAACAGGAUUAAAUAUGAAGGCUUUUACUGCUCUAGAUCUCGGUUAUUCAUUGAUAACACAUAUUGGCAAGCAGAAGAGAUCUUAUAUAUGAAAUAUAUAUACGGAAUAUUUGACACAAAAAGAUCAUUUUAAUGAAAAAAAAUAAAACAGAGGAUACUUAAAGUGAGCAAGUUCAAAACGUUACUGUUUUCUUAUUUAAAAACAAUGUGAAAAUGAAUAAAAAAAGGUGUUGCACUUUUCUCAUAUUCAGCUAUAUAGAUAUUGAAUAGAAAACACUAAAGAGUAUUACUGUUCUUGAUUUUAUCAAAUUAUAUUUUCUUUCUUCUUGUUUAUAUUUCAUGAAGUGACAGUAACGGAAGUUAAACAUUCAGAUAUUUUCUGUCAAACAUUUUAUAUUUUCCUCAAAUAACUUGUCCUUAAUGUAUAUGCGGGAAGUUGCGAAAAUAUUAGGCAGCAUGAUUGUGCACAAUUUAAAAUAUCAACAACAUCCUACGGCCUACGCAUACAAGCUGGGAAGAAGCCUUCCCAGAAACAAGGCAAUGCUUGUUAGACUGGUACAUUUUUCAAUGUUAAGGCUUAUGAUAAAAGUACAAAUGUUGCUGCAAUACAGCAAUUGAGACGCUCCGCGCAUAAAAUGCGCUCAUUACAGAUACCUUACCAAAUAAUUCCUACGCACAUGUCAUGUUCUAUUCAGAUUAUGUACAAUUGUACAUUAUUCCGGAUGUUUUGUUGAUCGUUUUUUGCAUAAUUAUACUUAUUGUACGCACUUUCGAUGAGAGAGGGGCCAGAUAUCAAAUUUAAAAAAUGCUUUCACUGAUUCCUACUUUAAGGAAAGUUAUUCCAAUAAAACAAGGCUUACAAGACUUAUGAAUGUAAUGUGAUAUGACAGUAGUGAAACAUUGUUCUAUUUGCGUCACUAUUGUAGUCAGUAAUAUAAGAUGAUAAAAAUAUCAAAGCAUGUACAUUUUCUUUUUCACCUUUAAUGCUACUCAUUUUUCUAGGAAUAGCAACAACAAAUCAUGGUAAGAAAUAUAACAAUCCAUAUGGAAAUAAGCCAAAACGAAAACUUUCAUCGACUUUCAAAAUGUCCUUAACAUGUUUCGUGGCAAAUGGUAUACCAUGAUAUAACAAGAAAAGCAUUGAUGCAAAACAUCAAGGGACGUCCAAGCAAGAAAUGCAGCAAAUGACGAUGAACUAGUAGACCUCUGAUGACCAGUUAUUCUUAUACGUUUGUCAACGGUUAAUUGGAUUUAAGCAGAAUUGUAUAUUAGAUAAAUGGGCGGACGAAAGACAUUGUUCAUCAUGAACUGUGGUAGACUAGCUUGCUAGAGAUUAGAAUAUUAAAAGUAUUUUCUUUGGAACAUACAAAACAGUAGUAAAAAAAUAUAAAGUCUGUUUUUUAAUUAUCAUAAUUGUAACAACUAUACAGACAGUAUAUAAAAUAGUAAUAAAAGGGACUAAUAUAGUUAUAUAUUACAUGCAUUUUUUCAUAUCAAAUUAAAAAUUAAAAGAAAAUGGUUUCUAUAAAUACCUGUAACUUAAAAUACAGUAGUUAUAUUUCAAGUCCCAGUUAAAAACUGAAAGAAGAACUCACACUGCAAUGAAAUUUUUGGGUGAAUUUCAAAAAGGCCAAAUUCAGGACUUUUUGUUAUACACCUUAUAUGGUGAAACAUUAUUUAUCAAUAUUAUAGAAGACUGUUACCUGAAUUUUAGACAGGUGAGGGCAACUUACAUUAUGUUCGUGGAAUCAAAGAUAUAUAUAAAAGCUACUUGACAUUUGUGAUAAAUAAAGGGCUAUUAUUAAUUGAUUUAUUGGAGAUCAAUGUACUAUUUUGUUGAAUUGCUUCAAAAUCCUCGUCUGGCCUACCAGUAUGUUUACAUUUCUACCAAUAAACCAAUGACACCUUAUGUUAAAACUGCAGACGAAAGUUUCUGUUAUUAAGAUAUUAUGAAAAAUAUAAUAUUUAUAAUCUAUAAAGGGUGCAAGUUAUUGUUGAAUAUGUUUGCAUUUCAUUUCCUGCAAAAUUCUCCAGUUCGUUAUUUAUUACCAUAGCGCGAUUUCGUUUAGUUACUUCAACUACUUCUACGAGUAUCACUAGAUUUUCGGACUUCCAUAAUGUUAUGCUAUGUCAUCUUUUUAUAGCUUGAUAUUCGAAUUCAUGUUAAUACAUAACCCACUGUGUACAACAAAAUAUUAAGUAAUUUCUUGUAGAAAAUACAAAUGUAAGAAAUAAAUUAUCGAAUUUAAGUUUAUUUUUUGCUUUGUCUUUUAUGUUCCCAGCGGCUGAAUUCCGUUCUCAUUCAUAAAUAUGACAUGCUGCGAAUCACUGAAGGGGAAACCAAUAUAUGACUUUAUAUAAUAGAAAUCGGAAGGAAUUCUUGAAUCCAAAUUUAUUUUUAUCUGUAAAUCGAAAUGAAUAAUUGAUAAAAAUCGGAUCCAUAGACAGAAAAAUAGUAAACACAAAUAGCUCCAUAAAUACAGCAAUAAGAAAGAAAUUCAAAUAAAGGAUCAUUUGUAACAAAAAACUUGUUUCAAAUGUUAAUUAUUUAGAGAUCGCUGUUUAGCAAAUAUUGACAUUGGCUUGAGAAAUGGACCUUAGUUAAAAUUGUUGUUAUGUUUUUUUAAACUGUAUUCAAAGAGUGAUAAAAUUUUAUUAAACUAAAUAAAAACUGAACAAAAAGAUAGGUAUGAAUACAAUAUAUAGUUAUAUCUGAUAACAUCCUAUAAUUAAUCUCACAUUUUAGAUCUGUAUCUUUAUCUUUCUUUUAUAAUGUAAGAUUAUAAUGUGUAUAACCAUGGGAUAGUGAUGUUCUUAAAAACGACAACAUUUGUACUAGCAAUGUUUGUUGAUAAAUAUUUGCUUAUUUGCAUAAAGAAAUACGGAAUAAUGUUGCUUAAGGAAACGUCAGCACUUAUACUACUAUUUAUUGUGGAUAUGGUAUUUACUGAAUGUAAGGUUGGCUGCAAAUCAUGCUCUGGCUCCACAUGCACAAGUUGCGAAUCAUCUUACUAUUUAACAAAUGGUCUCUGUUUACCAUGUCCUCCAGACUGUGAAACAUGUAACAGCUACGAUGACUGUACUUUAUGUAAACCAAGCAAAUUUGGUUUACACUCAGGAUGUACUUUCACCUGUGAAAGUAAUUGUCUAAAUAAUGAAUGUCAAGAUGAUACGGGAAUUUGUAUACAAUGUAAACUUGGUUUGUAUGGACACCAAUGUCACCAUAAUUGUAGUGUAUGUGAAAACGAACGUUGUGAUUUACUUACCUGUUUGAGUGGUUGUAGAGAGGGAUAUUAUGAGUAUAAAACCGGUGUCGAAGUAAUAUGUCUAACCUGUCCAUCAAAUUGUAAACAUUGCACAAAUGGAAAAACAUGUAAUAUUUGCAAUAACGGUUUUCACCUCUUUAAGUUUUAUGACAACGUUCACUGUGUUUCAUGUUUGCAAGAAACGCAAUGUCCGAACUGUAUUAUUCAAGGUUGUAACGAGUGUCAAAUACACAAUAAUUCGUUAGUAUGUGCUGAUUGUCCAGAAGGACAAAUAUUCAAUGGUAACACAUGUGGAUCACACAUAUUAUUGUGCUCACAAGAAUGUUCAACGUAUUGUGAUAGUUCUGGAAUAUGUCAAGGAGAAUGUAAUGAGGGUUGGACUGGUGAGAAAUGUUCCAAAAAAUGUAACAGCAAAUGUUUAAAAUGCUUAACAGAUGACGGAAAUAAUUGUUUAAUGUGUAAAGGUAAUUUUUACUCAACCGAUUGCAGUUUAGCCUGCAAUCCGGCAUGCUUAGAAAUAAGUGGUAAACAUACAUGUGACAAGGCAGACGGCUAUUGUUCAAACGGAUGUAACCAAACCUUUUGGGGCGAAACCUGCGAGAAACCUUGUCCUGGUGGAUGUAAAGAUCUUAAAUGUGAUAGAAACAACGGUACAUGUACGGAUGGAUGUAAGAAUGGAUUGACUGGAGAUAAAUGUACUCAAACUAUCACAAUCGAAACAUCGGUGACAACAACAACAACAACAACAACAACAACAACAACAACAACAAAGUCAGCCGAAUUUGUAUCACAACAACAAACAUUUGUGCAUCAUGACAAUAAAGAUAGUAAUUUUACCGUUGGUUAUUUCUCUGGAUUCGGAUCUUUUGCUGCCAUUGUAGUAUUUGCUGUAUUAUUUUACCUAAUUAGAAGAAGGUAUCUGGCAAGUAAAAUGCUCCAAGAUAACAGACGUAACGUUGAGAUUCCAACAUAUUAUAACACUAGAACUGAUUUCGGAGCUGUACAUGCUGAGUCAGCCGAUGUGACUAAUAAUUACGAGAGUUUGAGUGAUAACAGGACCAUGGAUAAUGUAUACAAUGAUCUAGAAACAACAUUGUCAUAGACGUAAGAGAAAUUAGUCUUACUUAUUGAAACUUCAACAUGAACAUUUAGACUGUAUUAGUUUUAGUGAUUUACUAGUGAAAACAACAGAAUGAAUUGUUACAGUUAUACUGAAUUUGUUGUUUCUAAGGUCAUUGAUGCAUAUUAUUAUUAUCCUUAUAUAAUCAUUUUUGAAACGGCUCAUAUUAAUGAUAAGCUAGUUGUAUUAAGGAAAGAAACUCUUUUUCCUUCUAGCAAUAUUUUAACAUGUAAAAUACGACUAAAGUGUUUAUCAAAAUUAUUUUUUCUUGAAUAUUUCAAUCUUGUAUUUGCAAAAAGCUUGACAUACCUACCGUCCCAUGUGAUAACUCUUAUCGAUAAGCUAAAUUCACAACACAUAUAUGUAAAUUUUACUACAGUAUGGUAAAAGUAAGAAGCCAGCAAAAUGUUCAGUUCUUUCAUCUUUAUUAAAUCACACUUCAUAAAUUCUUUCAAAUAUAGAAUGUGUAAUUUUGUAAACGUUACUAAUUAAGAUCGCUGAUCAAUACAAGAAAGUAUUAUUUCGGUAUUUUUGAGACAGAUGUUAUGGUUACAGUCUUCCUAGAUUUGUUUGACGGCUGUGUAUUAAUAUAUCAAUACUAUGGGCAAUGCCAUUUUACUAAUCUAAGAAAGGAUUUAUCAUUGAAACAUAGUAAGCGUGACAUAUACUUUGAGUAUAUAAAAACAAAACUAAUUUAUAUUUCAUAAUUUAGUUUAAUUUCAAUAUAAAAUGUAUACUUUUAUCUUAUAACAGCUUAUUAUUGUGUACAUAUUUUACAUUAUUUGUUUUAAAAUGUUUGAUUUUAACAUGUAUAACAAUGUUCUUGAAAACGGUAUCAGUCAUCCUAGCAGUGUUUGUUAAUAAAGGAUUUGAUCGUAAAUACUUCUGCAUAAUAGUACCCAAUCAAUUUUGACUGUUUACCUACAAAUAAGAGUGAUAAAAAGUGGACAAGUCUUUAACGUAAAAUGCAUCUUUACAGAUUUUAUAUUACAUUACGGAAUAAUAAUAUAUAAUGCUAACAUUCGGCUGAAAUACAAAUAUGACAUUUGGUUGUAUCGAUAUCUUUAUUCUAAAACAAUAGCAGUAAAACCUGCUAUCAUAGUAUAUUUUAAAACAUAUCACUUAAAUGUAUUUUGAUUAAAGUUUGUAUAAUUGGUGUUAAAAAUAUUUUAUUGGCUUUCAAUCUUGAUCACAUGUUCAUCAUCUUUUAGUUAUGAUCAUCUUACUUUUUAUCAAAAGUGUUCGUUCAUUGUGCUAUAUAGAUUGUUAACAUUGCUUAAAUAACUGUAUUUCAUGUAAACAAAAAUUAUAUGGUAUUCAUAUAAGUUUAACUUUUACCACUGAUGAUAAAUGUCUAAAUAGUAAAUAUAUAGAGGA